UCUGCCCGCCAAAACGUUGUCGUUUCAACUCCUCUAAGGGACAAACGACUACAUUUCAGUUUCCCCGUUCUCCGUUUCUACCUGCCCGCAGCCACAAGGAUGCCGUUUCAGCAGCAUUAUGCCGCCGUCGAUCCUCCAACAUUUGAGGAGGAACGUUAAAAAAUGGAGGGCUACUAAAAUUGUCUGCAACUACAAUGAAAGCGCUCUUCUUCCUCCCGAAGCCUCGCUUUCUUCUCUCUCUCACUUCCCUCUUCCACACCAACCCUAACCCUAACCUUAAUUUUCAAAGACCACCAUUUCACAAGCUCAUCAAUAGGCUUCCAUCAUGUCGCCAUUGGGACCUGCCAAUCCCCACUCCCAAACAAUCCCUAAACCCUAACCCUAACCCUAAUUUUUCUCAGUCUGACUUCUCCACCAUUUGCGCUCUCCUCACUGACCCCGCUCUCUCUUCCGGUGCGCCUCUCGAAGAUGCUUUGAACCGGACAGGAAUUAAGCCUUGUUCGGGUCUGUUGCAAGCCAUUUUCAGCCAUUUUGAUGCAUCUCCCAAGCCUUUGUUCACUCUCUUUCGCUGGGCUGUGAAGCAGCCUGGGUUUGAAUCCUCUGUGACUCUCUUCAACUCCAUGAUCGAUGUGCUUGCGAAAUCGCGGGCUUUCGAUUCCGCGUGGUUACUGGUGCUUGACCAUAUAGAGGGUGGAGAGGAACCUGAAUUGGUUUCGAGCAAUACAUUUGCAGUACUGAUAAGGCGGUAUGCUCGCGCAGGUAUGACCUUAUCUGCCAUUCGGACAUUUGAAUUUGCAUUUAGUUUAGAUUCGAUUAGGGACCGAGAUCCAGAAUGGAGUUUGUUUGGGAUUCUAUUGGAUUCUCUCUGUAAGGAAGGGCAUGUUAGAGUAGCUUCUGAAUAUUUUGAUCAACAAAGAGGACUGAACCAGAGUUGGGUUCCUUCAAUUCGAGUAUAUAAUGUAUUAUUGAAUGGUUGGUUUCGAUCAAGGAAGCUCAAGCGUGCAGAGCAGCUUUGGAGAACGAUGAAAAGGGAGAAUGCGAAACCGACUGUUGUAACAUAUGGUACCCUUGUUGAAGGGUAUUGCCGGAUGCGACGUUCUGAGAAGGCAAUUGAAUUAGUGGGUGAGAUGAGGGGGGAAGGAAUUGAGCCAAAUGCAAUUGUAUAUAAUCCAAUAAUUGAUUCAUUAGCAGAAGCAGGGAGGUUUAAGGAGGCAAUGGGGAUGAUGGAACGAUGUUUGGUUUCAGAGACAGGUCCCACUAUUUCAACAUACAAUUCUUUAGUGAAGGGUUUUUGCAAGGCAGGAGAUCUAGUAGGUGCGAGUAAGGUACUCAAGAUGAUGAUUAGUAGGGGUUUUGACCCAACUCUGACAACUUAUAAUUACUUUUUUCGGUACUUCUCAAGACGUGGGAAAACUGAAGAGGGGAUGAACCUUUAUACCAAGAUGAUUGAAUCUGGACAUACCCCAGAUCAGCUCACUUACCAUCUGUUGAUUAAGAUGAUGUGUGAGGAGGAAAGAUUGGACUUGGCAGUGCAAGUUAGCAAGGAAAUGAGAGCUAGGGGAUGCGAUUUGGACUUGGCUACAAGCACCAUGCUGGUCCAUUUACUGUGCAAAAUGCAUAGACUGGAAGAGGCUUUUGCAGAGUUUGAGGACAUGAUUCGAAGAGGAAUUGUUCCUCAGUACCUUACUUUUGAGAGAAUGAAUAAUGCACUAAGAAAACGAGGAUUGACUGAAAUGGCACGGAAAUUAUGUGAUAUGAUGGCAUCUGUCCCUCAUUCAUCAAAGUUACCAAAUACAUAUUCUGGAGAUGGAGAUGCAGAUGCAUCACGGGCAAGGAAAACAAGUAUAAUACAGAGGGCCGAAGCAAUGUCUGAUAUUUUGAAGACUUGUAAUGAUCCGAGAGAACUUGUUAAACGUAGAAGUUCAUUUGAAAAUACUGUAUCAGUUGCAGACCAGUUGAUAGAGGAUAUCAAGAGAAGAGCUAACAAGACAUGAGGCUUUUUUUAAGCCUCUAGAGUUCAACAUCCACAUGAAAGGACUCUUUAUAUGCCUUUUCAAAUUGGGUGACUUUAGUCAGUCACCUGUAGUUUGGUUUUGGAGAGCUUUAUAUGUUGUAACUUGUGUCAGACUAUGCAAUGCUGAAUGCUUCUGAAAGUUCCAAUUUUUUUUUAUAUAUGCAUAGAAUCUGAUGGAAAUUCGUGUUGCAAGAAAGUGAGUAUUAGUAUGAGAAGACAUCAGCAAGUGCAAAACUAGGCUUGUUCUGGAUAAAAAGAAAGAAUCAAUGGAGUGUGAGGGUGGAAGUUGGAGGAUACAAAGAAGCCAUGAAGGUUGAACUCUAAAUGUUUUAGGAUUUGGGAUUUGCUUUGGGGGAACUUUUUAGACUGCAACCAUCUCCAUUCAUUUCUUUUUAUGAGUUUCAACAAAUAACAGUGAAUUUCUUGUGGAGGCCUGGUUCUGUAAUCUUUCAAUUUUGUCUAAGGGAAGACACAAACCAUGUUAAACGGUCCCCUGAUUGCAAGUGAAAUUGUUCACUGUUCUUUUUCCCCUUCUAUUUGUAUCUCUUUUGGUCGGGUGUUAUGAUGUUCAAUUACUUAUUGGAAGCUAUUAUUGAUUUAUUUAUCUUAAGCUUCUUUGCAUUAGCA
This is a messenger RNA of Vitis riparia (riverbank grape), 2641 nucleotides long. RefSeq names its product pentatricopeptide repeat-containing protein At5g11310, mitochondrial. The record is from RefSeq and is a predicted model, not a curated record. Bases 195 to 1994 code for a protein of 599 amino acids. The transcript has 2 exons. Lineage: Eukaryota; Viridiplantae; Streptophyta; Magnoliopsida; Vitales; Vitaceae. Gene Ontology annotation, molecular function: protein binding.